Oryzias melastigma (Indian medaka) is the source of this 1453-nucleotide messenger RNA. Its product is annotated as serine/threonine-protein kinase SBK1. The record is from RefSeq and is a predicted model, not a curated record. Gene Ontology annotation, biological process: peptidyl-threonine phosphorylation; peptidyl-serine phosphorylation. Gene Ontology annotation, molecular function: ATP binding; protein serine/threonine kinase activity. The transcript has 5 exons. Bases 215 to 1333 code for a protein of 372 amino acids. NCBI's taxonomy places the organism in Eukaryota, Metazoa, Chordata, Actinopteri, Beloniformes, Adrianichthyidae.
AGUCGCUUCUGCAACAGACACCACAGCGCCAGACGGUGUGGAGAGGGCUGAAGGGUAUAAGUGAAUCCUGACAGCAGCAGCAGCGGCAUGACGUGCCCUCAGCUGCAGGGCGGACGGAGCUCAUAGAGGACAGCCACUGCUGCACAGCGCUGAUUUAUGUCGGACAGAUUCCUGACUGAGGAGCAACGCCACUGAGCUCAGCCACGGCGGCAAGAUGACUGCUGCUGCAAAGCUUCUAGAGGAGAUGUGCCACCUGACGGCUCAGUCUAUCACCACAAUGGACACGGCCGAACACUUCCAGCUCCUGAAGCCGCUGGGAGAGGGCUCCUACGGGAAGGUUAUGCUGGCUGUACACCGGAAAAGAGGUACAGCGAUGGCGUUGAAGUUCUUCCCUCGUGAGUCCACGUCGCUUUUCUCAUUCCUGAGGGAGUACAGCAUCUCUCUGUCGUUCUGCACUCAUCCCUCCCUGACCAGAGCUCUGGGAAUCGUGUACUUCACCCCUUCACACUACGUCUUUGCUCAACAGGCCAGCCUCUUUGGAGACCUCUAUGACGUCAUCCUGCCGGAGCUGGGCAUGGAGGAGGACUGCUGUCAGCGGGUGGUGUCCCAGCUGUGUGGGGCUCUGUCCCACCUCCACUCCCUGGGCUUCGUCCACAGAGACCUCAAACCAGAAAACGUCUUCCUGUGUGACUCCGCCUGCCGAUGGGUCAAGCUGGGAGACUUUGGCAUGGUUAAAGCCAGAGGAACCAGCGUCCCGGAGGUGUGGUACAGCUCUCCUUACUGCACACCUGAGGCUGAAGUUGCCCGAGGAAACGAGGACAGCUGGGAAAGCAUAAACGACAAGAAUGACAGUUCGAUGGAGAAAAAUGAAAACAGAAAGAGAAUUUGGGUUUCUGUGGAGCCCAGCACAGACAGCUGGGCGCUGGGGAUCCUGACGUACGCCAUGCUCACUGGCAGCCACCCCUGGGAAGAAACAGCCAACGACUGUCGCUCAUACCAGAAGUAUCGAGAAUGGUUUGAGCAAGCGAAGGACUCCAGUGAAGUGGACGUGUGGGCAGAACCUCAAACAGAUCCGGACAAACAGGAACCCAAAGACUGUCUGGCUUCAGCGCCUCAGUUCGCGUGUUUCACCCAGUUGGCCUGCUCCUACUUCCAAUCGCUCCUCGAUCCGAGGCCGCAGCUUCGGGGGCGUCCAGAGGAAGCUCUGAGGUUCCUGGGAGGGGACUGGAUGAAGGCAAAAGAGAAGACGAGGCUGGAGGAGGAGAGGAAGAGGAGCAGUGAAAAGGGAGCAAUCAGAUCGAUGAACGAGGAGGAAGGUAGAGGUGAAGGUUAACAAAAAGAAAAAACACAAGACUGUAAAACCAAAGGAAAUGUUUUGAAUGUUGUCUUGCUAUGUGUUGACUAAACAUAUUUUUGCUAUUGAUAUAAAAUAAACUAUUUUACACUAAAGUUA